AUGCCAGUUAUUGACAUCACAUCCCAAGACCAAUUCACUGAGCUUACCACGGAAAACGUGGCAGACAAGCUUAUAACAAUUUACUUCCACACAUCAUGGGCAGAGCCUUGCAAAACUAUGAGUGCCGUGGUGAGCGCUUUGAGCGAAGAGCCCGUCAACAAGGAAGUGGUAUUUUUGGCCGUGAACGCCGAUGAUCACUCGGAAAUCGCUGAACUGUUCGAGGUGUCGUCAGUGCCGUACUUCGUGUUGAUCAGAAACGGCACGAUUUUGCACGAGGUCUCCGGAGCAGACCCCAAGGCAUUUGUCAAGGCGUUAAGCAGAUUUAACGGCAGUCUCGCUGCGUCCAAUUCACAGAGUGGUGUGUCCCAGGGCGAUAAAGCUAUGGGAAUGGAUAACGGCGAGGACGAAGCAGCAGAAGAGGAGGAAGAGGACGAAGAAACCGAAGAAGAACUCAUAGAACGACUAAAGAAGCUCACACAGGCUGCUCCAGUGAUGAUGUUUAUGAAGGGCACUCCCUCCGAGCCCAAGUGCGGGUUUUCCAGACAAAUGGUGGGCAUACUCCGUGAGUACCAGGUGAGAUUUGGGUUUUUCGAUAUUUUAAAGGACGAUUCGGUCAGACAGGGUCUAAAAAAGUUCUCUGACUGGCCAACGUUCCCACAAUUGUACAUCAGCGGUGAGUUUCAAGGCGGCCUCGAUAUCAUAAAAGAAUCGCUCGAAGAAGACUCGGAAUUUUUCCAGCAUGCCAUGAACGCUUGA
Messenger RNA from Lachancea meyersii CBS 8951, 756 nucleotides. Lineage: Eukaryota; Fungi; Ascomycota; Saccharomycetes; Saccharomycetales; Saccharomycetaceae. The record is from the annotation of a GenBank genome assembly.